AUGGUCCCACUGUGGGACAACAGCACUUUUGGUGGUGGGGACCAUUAUGAGCUGCUCGAGCCGGCUGAGGAAAAACAAAUCGGGGAUUCCCUUGGGUUCGACUUGAAUGGUGGGGACAUGACCAUUGUUGUUGCAGGUGAGGUGAUUGAAGCUGAUUCUGAUGACGACUCGGAAGAAGAUCAUGAUGCGGCCCCAGAGGUUUCCCGUGUAGAAGCACUAGCGCUAUGUCAGCGGCUUGAAGGAGCAUGCCUUCAGCAUGGACAUUCUCAGGACUCAACACACACACUUGAUUUGUUAAAGCAAAUCCGUCGUUUCUGUGUCCAAUUACAAUGCGAGGAGCUACUCCAUGUGAGGCAGACAACGUUAGAUUCGUUUUGUGUGAGGUGGGUCCCGACGUUAUACGUUAUGGGAUAG
Messenger RNA from Suillus subalutaceus, 414 nucleotides. RefSeq lists its product as uncharacterized. The record is from RefSeq and is a predicted model, not a curated record. NCBI's taxonomy places the organism in Eukaryota, Fungi, Basidiomycota, Agaricomycetes, Boletales, Suillaceae. The transcript is spliced from 5 exons. The coding region runs from base 1 to 414 and encodes 137 amino acids.